This is a messenger RNA of Phyllotreta striolata, 1401 nucleotides long. NCBI's taxonomy places the organism in Eukaryota, Metazoa, Arthropoda, Insecta, Coleoptera, Chrysomelidae. The record is from the annotation of a GenBank genome assembly.
AUGAUGUUAAAAGCAAUUCCACAAGUAAAAGGCAAUUAUAAAAUCAAUGCUUGGGUCUUUUACGUUCUGGGAAUUAUGGUAAUGGUGCCUUUCCAUUUUUACAUUAAUUCCUUAGAUUUUUGGAUGUACAAACUUCAGUCAAAUGAACCUCGACCCCAGCCUCAGCCAAAAAAUUAUAUUCCACCGUCAUACAGAACCCACCUUUUCACGCCCGUUAUUUGGGACAAACCAUCGGCGGAGUCGGAGGUAAUUAGGAUAACAGAAGCCCAAUGGACGGGGCGGAACUCCAACGAAACUACACCACCCAAGGAACGGUCGCCCAUACAGAUUAACUUCACGUCGGGGGUUUUUAUCACGUUCAAGUUGUCCCUGCUGGCCGCUUUGUUGAUAUGCAGCGUCUGGUCGAAGCGAUUACCGGCCCCUGAGAAGAGGAUCCAAUGGAGUUUGCUGGCGCUUUCCGUGAUGUUUUCUAUUAACACGGUCGCCAUGCAAAUCAACUGCACAAAAAUGGUCGCCUGGUAUUUUGCUGGAAUGUUAGUAUUUGCGUCUCUUAUGAACUUUGCCACCGGUAUGGCCGUAGCGAGCCUCUACGAGCUCCUGUCCGGAUUUUCCCCGACUCACUACGGAUUCAUGCAGUCCGGGCAGAACGUCUGCGCCAUCAUCUCCUCCACGCUGCAGGUGUGCCUGCUGAGCAUGCGUCUGAGGCCCGACAUCCACGGGUGCGUGUACUUCGUCUGCGGCACGUUCAUUCUGAUCGCCACCACCGUGUACUUCUUCCACAUCGUGAGGAACUCCAAGUGCUUCACCUACACGAUAAGCCAGAGCGAGGGCGAGAAGAAGAAGCGGCCGCGGGGCGAGGUCACCGCUCCCUUGUCGAAGCUGAUCUGGAAGAUUAAGUGGUACUACGCCACGUUUCUGUUCGUAAAUGGUACUUCGCACGUCGUUUACCCGGGAUUGGCGGUGCUCGUCGUUCCGGUUAAUAUGGAUACGGGUAGUGCUGUUUGGAAACAUGUAUAUUUCGUUCCUGUAAUAACGUUCCUAAGCUAUGGAUUGUUCAAUUUGGCGGGUAGGGAAAUUACUAGGAUCAUUAAAACGCCAAACAACGGGCUUGUUCUCUUCGUUUUUGCGGUGAUGAGGAUUGUUUUGGUGCCGCUGUUAAUUUUCUGCAACGCUUUGCCCAGAAGGCACUUGCCUGUUUUAUUCAACGACGUGGAAUUCAUAUGUUUCUUGGGUGUAUUAGCAUUCUCCGAAGGAAUAUUAAUAAACUUAACUAUUGUUGCCAUGCCUACCAUAUUAGAUAAAAAGGAAAGGGAAGCUGUAAUGGUUUUGAUACCUUUUGUAACUACAGUGACCACAACAUUAGCAUCAAUAUUUAACGUACUUAUUAAUAAUAUAAUUUAA